Molecule: messenger RNA, 375 nt
Organism: Monoraphidium neglectum
Lineage: Eukaryota; Viridiplantae; Chlorophyta; Chlorophyceae; Sphaeropleales; Selenastraceae
Product: translocation protein SEC63
Exons: 4
Coding region: 1-375 (124 amino acids)
Biological process (GO): post-translational protein targeting to endoplasmic reticulum membrane; SRP-dependent cotranslational protein targeting to membrane
Cellular component (GO): Sec62/Sec63 complex
Molecular function (GO): RNA binding; transmembrane protein transporter activity
Source: RefSeq, a predicted model, not a curated record
AUGGCGGAGGAGCAGCCAUCGGGGCUGUUCGCCAUCUUUAUGCUGACGAUCUACUCCCUGAUUCUGAUCCCCUACACGCUUUACCGGUUGUGCAGCUCCGCGGAUGAGAAGGCGGAGGCUGUCGUCAAGUCAAAGAAGAAGGCAUCAGGAUGGCAGACGCUGGCGUCCAAAGCAUUCACAAAGGGCACGCUGCUCAUGCUGCUGGCAUGGGGCGUGUGGGUGCUGAUGCUUUUCUACGUCAAGGCGGCCAGCUCUGAGAUCAAGCCGUUCGACCCCUUUGAAAUCCUGGGCGUGGAGCGCACUGCAACCGACAAGGAAAUCAAAAAGGCGUACCGCAAGCUGUCGCUGCAGUUCCACCCGGACAAGUAUCCCUGA